GUGCCGAUUGUUUUUAACGUGAAUAGUUGUUCUUUUAAAUUUAAUUUAAAGUGUUAAAACAUUCUGGAAACAUGAAGUUUACAGAAUUGAUUUUAUUAAUCCAAUUGAUGAAUGUUGGAAUUUAUUGCUUUCCACAAAGUGCAAGUGAAAUAGCAGCUGCUGUUAGAUUGCAGGAACAAAAUUAUAAUGGCUUGGAUGCACCACAUCAGAUACCUUUCGAUAAUCCAAUUGACAGUGACAAUGCUAUAUUAGAACAUGAGGGUUAUGGAUCAAAAAUUGACACGAUUUAUGAAGUGCCUCAGAAAAAAGCUUCGGAAGUUUUUAACAGUCAACCUGUUGUCGACAACAUUGAAGAAUCAGAGAAGUUCGGAAACAAUGGUGAAAAUCUUCAAGGCUGGAAGCGUCUAGUUGUUGGAGCGAUGUCGGCAGUGUCAAAAAUUAUAAAUAAAGUAUUAGAGACGCCACAAAAUGCAGUGCAAACAAUUGUGACAUCAGGUACCGCAGCGUUGAAUAGUAUUGGCGCAAAAAUUGUUGGUUUACAGAAAUAAACGCUAUGAUUAAAGUGAUUUACUUGAUUCACAAUCUUACCAACUUUAAUUAAUUCAGUGAUGAUGCAUUCAAUGUACAUAAGAAAGUUAGUUAACAGCCAGUUGGAAAUUAAUUCGAGAUAUUUUUAUUAUUAAGCCAGCGAGAGUGAAGUCGGGGUUAGUUGGCCAAGGUCAAUUAAUUCAAAGUUCGUUCUCGGACAAAUUAUUCUAAAUAACAAAAGUCUUUGUAAGCCAUCAGUCGUGACAUUCGUGGAUUCACAGAAUUGUUUGGAACGUUACCAAAGUACGUCACAAAAUUUUCCAUUCGACCAAACAUCAUUUAAGAAUUUAAAUUAAAAUUUUCAUUCACAAAAAACUCUCGCUCUUGUCUGAAUUGCUUUUGUAAAUAAAUUCUUAAUUAUUCAAUUAUUCUGCUUGCCUUUAAAAGACAAAAACAAAAUCAUUCUCUGUAUGUUAAUUUUCUGUCAGCGUCUCUAAUUGAUGAAUAAACGAAUUAAUCUAGUUACGCAUGGACCACUUAAAAUUGACGAUUUUUUUCCCUUCGAGUACGAAAUUAGGAAGUUUGUGCUUUAAUAAUAGACAGUGGACUUGAUGCUUA
Messenger RNA from Clunio marinus, 1146 nucleotides. Lineage: Eukaryota; Metazoa; Arthropoda; Insecta; Diptera; Chironomidae. The record is from the annotation of a GenBank genome assembly.